Messenger RNA from Fomitopsis serialis, 346 nucleotides. RefSeq lists its product as uncharacterized. The coding region runs from base 20 to 340 and encodes 106 amino acids. NCBI's taxonomy places the organism in Eukaryota, Fungi, Basidiomycota, Agaricomycetes, Polyporales, Fomitopsidaceae. The transcript has a single exon. The record is from RefSeq and is a predicted model, not a curated record.
CCUAACGCCCACGCGGGCCAUGUCAAUAGCAUCGUCCGUGUGCAUCUGUCGUGUACAGAACCUCGAGGUAGAUCGCUCUCGCAACAAGGGGGAUACGUCCGGCUUCCCGCAGUCGGUGAGUACUUCUUUCACCUUUUGGACGGCUGGCGUCCUCGUCAUGAUGUUUGAGGCAUUUGGCUUUAGCAAGGGCUACCUUGCAUUGCAGAAAACUAUCUCAGCUACCUUUGGGCUGUCUGCUUUCGCAGGCGUGUCCGCUAUCUCUGAACCCUUUUAUCUUCGUUCGUUGCAAAGCUUUCAGUUUGUGCUGACUUCAGUUUCUUUCAGACCUUGCUUGUGGUGACGGACG